Messenger RNA from Peronospora matthiolae, 2100 nucleotides. NCBI's taxonomy places the organism in Eukaryota, Oomycota, Peronosporomycetes, Peronosporales, Peronosporaceae. The record is from the annotation of a GenBank genome assembly.
AUGAACACUGAUGUCCCCAGCAGUACCGGCGGCGGUGGCUUGCGCUCCCCCGAGUACGUCCACCGUCGUCCGACCGUGGCCUCUCAAUGGCCCGUCGACGUCGACCUUGACGCGCUCUACGUGUCCGAACGCCUCGAAGUCGACGAGAUCGUCCGGAGUGCCUCGGACUUGAGCGUCUGGACCGUCGAAACCCGUCGGGACUGUACGACCGUGUACCUCCACUCGAAAAACAGUGAACGACUGUCGUACUCGGUGCGCGCCGAGACCCGCGUCUCGGGCUCCGUCGCGGACGUGCUCGAGUGUCUCCGCGCCGUGGACAACUCGAGUCUGCGCGAGUUCCAGAAAUUAUUGCACCCACGGAAUUUUCUGGACGGUGAAGUGUUGUACGCACACCAGGCCGACGCCGCGUGCGUCCAAGACGGUGCCUCCAUCGAGUCCAUGACGCUCAAGUGGCUCGUGUACUCGUCGCCCAAGACACUUGGGCGGUCCAAAGAGUUCUGUAUUCGCGAGUACAGCGUGCUCUUGCCCAACCAUCCCGUGCACGGCAACGUCGGCGUCGUGAAGUUCGAAUCGUACGACGGCGCAGCUGCCCGUUACGGCAUUCGGGGCAAGCCCGAUGCGUACAGUUUAACGGUGUUCGAACCCAGUUCGUACGUGGUGCAGCAGACGCGGGAAGACCCGAGCAUGGUGACCGUGACCUUGACUUUCGCCAUGCGCAAAGCUCGAGGCGGCGAGAGCAUUUCUGCAGGCGUGCGGCUCACGUCGUUGAGACUGGCAGGUGGCCUCAAUGGCAUGCAGACAGCGGUGCAGCAAGCGCUGUUUGCCCCCGCAGCGCUCGCGCAUCGACAAGAGUGGGUCAAUGAUGCCAAGCGCACCAACUGCUCGCUCUGUGUCCAGUCUUUUGGCAUGUUGAAACGCCGUCACCAUUGUCGCAUUUGCGGCGAAGUCGUGUGCUCGGCCUGCACGGUGUUCAAAAUGGUGAAAGGGGACCAAGAAGUGGCGGCAAAAGUGCGCGUGUGCAAAGCUUGUUUGGCGAAAGGGGGCAGCUCGAGCGGCAGCAACACGCUGUUUGGCAGCACGAUGAUUGGCGGCAGUUUGAGCGCUGGGAGCACGAUGGUUGGUGGCUACUUGACGGCAUCGUCGGGUCGGCGAGCGAGUAGCAUGAGCACGGACUCGGACAUGAAUGGCAGUGCUGGCACGACGCCCGUGCCGAAUGGAUUGGGUGUGGUUGGCACGAGCAUUGGGAGCACGAGUUCCUUGACGUCGAACGAGUCACACAGUCCGUCGAAUGACGACCCGGCGUCGACGACGCCACCACCGGCGUUGGUGUUCAAUAAGGGCUCAGCGCUGUCGCUGAAUGACUUUGACGCGAAUGUGCAAAUGGCUGACGAGGCUGGUACAAGCAGUCCACCGCCUCUCCAUAAACGAACGUCAACAGCAUCCAGUCAAGGGUGGGGAACGGGCUAUGAAGACAGAUCGGUCAGUACAAUAAGUCGAACGGCAUCUGAUGCUAGUAUUACCAGUAGCAGGAAGAAGGCCUCGGAUCGUCGCAUCCAUUAUUUCAACGAGGAUAUGGAGGAGAUCUGUAUGCUAGCGAUGGAGACAUUGACUUGCCCCAUGGCCGGCAUUCGCACGGAAGAUUUCGAGCUCGUGAGGUACUAUGACGGUAAGCCGGCACCGGGUUUGCCUCGAAGUUUGCCGACGUUCCGGCGACUAGCAACUCGUGGCAAGCCGUGCAUUGUGCUCGACGUGAGCUCGGACAAGCGGAUUUCCGGUGAAAAACGUUUCACAGCCAAGCUACAGUUCUUCGUCGGCAUUCCGUUGCUGGUUAAUGGCAUCGUCGUGGGCGACCUGUGCGUAGCAGAUCGUCAUGCACGGGACAAUAUCGAUCAUAAGCAGGUGGAGGUGCUCAAUGUGCUGGGCGAGACAGUUACGCAAUAUAUGCAGUCGGACGAGUAUCAGGAGGAUUUGAUGGAGUUUAAAGCGGCAACAAGUGUGGUGCGCAGACAGCCGUCGACUGGUUCAUCCUCUCAACCAGUAGAAGACGAUGGUGGUGGUUGUAGCGCUCCGCUUGGAGAUACCAAGGAAGUUGCGUUUUGA